GUGUGGAAAACGACAACAAAUACAAUAACAAAUGUUUGUCACUGCAUGCUGUGGAUUAUAAAACGAAAUAUUUAAUUUACGGUCCGUUUUAUCAUUUAUCAUGCAGGGCUACACGCGGGUCAUGUACGCGGAGCUCUGCCGCCUCUGUGCCACUCAUCGUCCAGUCGAAAAAGUGAACAUUUAUAAAGAAGAGGGUAUAAGAUUGAGACUACACAACAAGAUGCAAACUCUUGUUAACAUUAAGGUUUCUGUUGAUGAUCAUUUGCCAAAAGUUGUUUGUCGUAACUGCUUAUUGAAACUGGAGGAAGCUGAAAAAUUCUGGAAUACAUGUCAAUCUGCCGAAAUCACCCUUAAUAGUUUUUACUCACGCGCACAAAACAUAGACUAUUUUAAGAGCACUGGUGCAGUUUAUGUUCAAAAUAAUGAUUUAAAUAUUUCCGAAAAUUCUGAUGAGAUGAAUUACAUUAUUAUUGGCAGUAAUAAAACUACCAAGAUGAUGAAAGUGAACUCUGAGAAGGGCAUCCAGCCAGUCCAAGUUAAAAAUCAAACAACCUAUCCAAAUAUUGCACAAAAACAGAGGCAAACUAAAUUAAGGAUGGAAGCAGAAACAAAAAUAAUCAAUGAUGGUGAAACAUUCAUUGUUCAAGUCUAUGACAGUGACCCAAACAAUCAAAGUGAAACUAGUUUUGAACAAGAAUUAGUAGAUUUAGACAUGAGUACAAAUGAAGCAAAUGCUGAUGUAAAUACAAAACCCAAAGAUCAAUCCAUAGUGUUAGAGAGGCAGUAUGUAUGUGCGGAGUGCGGCAAAGCUUUCAAGCGGCGCGAACACCUCUAUCAGCACUCAAAACUGCACUCAGGCUUGAGACCUUUUAAGUGUAACCAUUGUCCCAGGGAUUUUAGACGGAAAGAACAUCUCCUAAGGCAUGAAACAUUGCAUACUGGGCAAAAGGAUUUCACGUGCGACUUGUGCGCGAAAACUUUUUCGCGUAGCGAUAAUUUGCACAAGCACAGGAAGACGCAUGAGAAGGCGGCCACAACAUACACCUGCGAUGUGUGCCAGAAAGUAUUCAUUUUGAAACACUACUAUGACCAGCACAUGCAAACGGCGCACACGGAUCAAGAAUCAUUGAAACAGUCGAAGAUUGAAAUACUUCUUAAACAUGAGAAUAAUGACAGUGGCGAUGGCGAUGAAGAGGUUUUGAUAGGGAAUAAUCUAAAGGCACGGGGGAGUUAAUUUUGCUUAUGACUAAAAACAGCUUUGGCUAAAUUGUAUGCAAAUUUAUUCAUAAGUGUACUUAUCACAACUAUUUGAGUUAGUUAUUUAACUUAAGAAUGUUGAUGGUCGUUAACUUGUUUUUCAUGAAUUACGUCUUAUCAAUUCCAGUUAGUUAUUCUUUAAUUAACGAAUAUUCAAAAUAUUUCAUUUUGUAUAUAAGCGGAAUUGAUUAUGUUGGAUUUUUCAAUACAAUACUUAUCGCAAUGUAUCGUGCAGCUAUUUUCGCGCUGAUUGUGCUCGCUGGCCAAUCGUCAGCAUCAGCAUGUGUGAAAGGAUUUGAUCUUCAAGUUGGAAUAACGAAGUACCUCAGCGAAGCGUUGGAUCUCGCCAAAGGAAUCCCCGAUGCGGCCGACAAAACAUUCAGCGGAUGGCAGGCUGAGUUAAUAGCGAAUGUUACAAGCCUCAACAACACUCUGAACGGGUGUAUAAUGGAUUUUCACGAAAAAUACGACGGCAAGAUUCGUAGGUACUAUUUCUGCAGACGCUAUUAUAACGCAGGAGUGCAAGCAUACAACAAAGGUGAAAAGAAGCUGGAAGAGGUUGCUGCCAAGGAUCUGGUCGCAGUUGUGCACAAUAAAUUUGCUAACAAGUUUAAUGAUAACAUCAAAUACAUACAGGAUAAAGCAGAUCAAUGCGAAGGUGAUGCUUGUUCGGACGAAGAUGUAAUGAAUGAUGUACACAAGCGGUUGCUGGAUACGCAUGAUGAUUGGUGCAAGUUUGCGAAUAAACAGUUACACGAUGAGAAUUGCAAAGCGGAGGACGGCAAGAAGAAAGCGGAAAAGGAUAUAAAGAGAGCAUCGUCCAGGCUAGACCGGUUAAGAUGCGUCAAGUGAAUAAUACACUUUAAAUCAAUUGAAUUACUUAAAUUUCAGUUAAUAUGACGUUUUGCUCAGCGCACUGAAAUAAAUAACUAAAUUAUGUAUUAUGAUA
Dalotia coriaria is the source of this 2206-nucleotide messenger RNA. RefSeq names its product zinc finger protein 391-like. The record is from RefSeq and is a predicted model, not a curated record. Gene Ontology annotation, biological process: regulation of transcription by RNA polymerase II. Gene Ontology annotation, molecular function: DNA-binding transcription factor activity, RNA polymerase II-specific; zinc ion binding. Gene Ontology annotation, cellular component: nucleus. Lineage: Eukaryota; Metazoa; Arthropoda; Insecta; Coleoptera; Staphylinidae.